GCUCCUCCGUUUGUCAGAUGCCAUCAGUCCAGCUCCCAGGUCCCCUCAGUCCUCAUGUCUGCGGUGAGUAUUGUCGAUGUCAGCUAUGUCGCUUUGCCGGCAACGGCCGCGCUGCCGCCGGAGCCGAUCAAGCUCACCGCAAUUGAAUCGCUGUGGCUCACCAUCCCGGUGCUGCAACACGUCCUGUUCUACGAGGCCGCCGGCUUGCCGCCGUUCGAUAGCGUCGUCCAGUCCCUCCGGUCUUCCCUCGGCCUCACGCUGCAGAGCUUCGCCCCCCUCGCCGGCAAGCUCGUCUACCUCGAGGACACCGGUGACGUCGCCAUCGCCUGCUCUGCCUCGGACGGGGUCAAGUUCGUGGCGGCGGAGUGCGACGCCGACGCCCGCCGCCUCGCCGGAGACGAGCUGCACGACCUGAAGACGAUCGAGCGGCUCGUGCCGGAGCUCGACCUGACAAGGCUGCCGGCGUCGGUGCUGGCCGUGCAGGUCACGCGUCUGGAGGGUGGUCUGGCGGUCGGCUUCACGGUUCACCACGGCGUCGUCGAUGGGAAGUCUUUCUGGAUGUUGGUGGAGGCGUGGGCGGCGGCGUGCCGGGGCGAGGCGCCGGCCGCGACACCGUGCUUCGACCGCUCUGCAAUCAAGCUGCAUCUUGACGAGGAGAUGGCCAGGAGCGUCCUGCGGAAGUACACGCCCAAAUUGCCGGAGGUGCCCGAGCUGGACUUGAUCGUAGAAGAACGCGAGCGGUUCACCCGCCGGACGUUCACCGUGGACGCGCAGCAACUCGAACGCCUCAAGCAGCGCAUCGUCCGCGAAGGCGAGGCCCACGGCACGCCACUGCGUCGGCCUCCGUCCACCUUCGUCGCCGUCGUCGCGGUGGCCUGGACGUGCUUCGCCCGGUGCAUGACCGCCGCCGCGGACGACGGAGAAGUAUUCCUUAUGUUCCUCGCCGACCUCCGCGAGCGCCUCAACCCGCCCGUCGACGCGGGGUACUUCGGCACUUGCCUGACCGUGUGCGUCGCGAGACUCCCGGCGCGCGACCUCCACGGCGACGGCGCACUGGCGGCCGCCGCGUCGGCGACCCAGGAGGAGAUCCGCAGGGUGGCGGAGGACCCGCUGGGCCGGUGGGAUUUCAUGACCCUGGCGGGCAGUAUGGCACAGCACAGGGACAAGUUCAUGAACGUGUCAGGAUCGCCGGGGUUCCGGCCGUACGACGUCGCCGACUUCGGGUGGGGGAAGCCGAGGCGGACGGAGCCGAUCAGGAUGAACCACGACGGGCAGGUGGCGCUGGUCCGCGGCAAGGACGGUCACGGGGUGCAGGUCUCUGUCUCCUUGCUCCGAUCUGCACACAUGGACACUUUCAAGUCACAGUUGAUCGAGCUAUUGGAAUGAUUGACGAUGGAUACAUUUGAUCAACUGAACCUGCAUUGCUGAUUCGCUGCACUGCUGCAUCAUAGAGAUAUCCUUUUAUUACUUUUUUUAUUUACCUCACGCAACAAUAAUUGGUUAAAUAAAUAUUAAGAGCAAUUUUAAAGUAGGUAACAGGAGUACCAUAGAAAACAGUGGUACUCCUGGUACCUCCUUAAGGAUAGAAAAAAUGCUCAAAUAUUAAGGGUUGAAUAUAAGCCAUUGUCAUGUAUAAAAUCACGUUUUUCUCUUUUUAUUAUCGUAUUUAUUCCUGUGGCAGCGGAGAGUAUAAAUAUGGUGCCUUUUAGGCUAGUCUCGAUGCUCAGUUUCACUACACAGUUUAUAAAACAGUUAACUUGAUAAAACGAUGUAUGAAAUAGCUAUUCACAGUGCAAUAUUUUAUUACACCAUUUUUAAAGCUAAAUAAAACAUUUAAUUACUGUUGAAAGUUUGACUGUAUGCAGAGAGUGUUUGAUUGUAUGAAAUGCCUCAAGCCCCUCAAUGCAAGUU
Molecule: messenger RNA, 1911 nt
Organism: Oryza brachyantha (malo sina)
Lineage: Eukaryota; Viridiplantae; Streptophyta; Magnoliopsida; Poales; Poaceae
Product: agmatine coumaroyltransferase-like
Exons: 2
Coding region: 55-1386 (443 amino acids)
Source: RefSeq, a predicted model, not a curated record